UCUAUUCCAUCAUCAUUCCGAUCUUUUCACUCCUCACAAAGACAGACUCUCUUGUUUAAUUUUCUUAAAAAAGAAAACAUAAUUUCUCACUAACCUUGUUUUUUUAAUAAACGUCCUCGGAUUUUGGUUAAAAAUACAAUCAAUGUGUAUUUAAUUCGUGGCAAAAAGCCAUAAUUAUAUAUAUAUAUAUAUAUAUAUAUAUAUGUAUGUAUCAACACGUUACCCAUCACAAAUAAACACAACACUCUUCUCUUCCUUAACUCCUUGUCUGUAUUUUUUUUUUCUUCUACUCUCAAAUAUCACUUCUCUCCCAAAAAAAAAAACUCACAUUUAAAAAAAAAAUGGUUCAAUCUGCAAAGAGCCAUGACCGACAAGCUUUCGCCGUGGACAUGCCACCGUCCGGCGGAUCCGAGAUAUUCGACGACGACGGUCGGCACAAACGAACCGGGAGCGUAUGGACGGCGAGCGCGCACAUAAUAACGGCGGUGAUAGGGUCGGGGGUGCUGUCGUUGGCGUGGGCCACGGCUCAGUUGGGAUGGGUGGCCGGACCGGCUGCCAUGCUGUUGUUCUCUGCCGUUACUUAUUUCACUUCCACUCUCCUCUCCUCUUGUUACCGUUCCGGCGACCCUCUCUCCGGCAAGCGGAACUACACUUACAUGGACGCCGUCCGUUCCAACCUAGGUGGUGUGAAGGUGAAGCUAUGCGGACUUGUUCAAUAUCUGAAUCUUUUCGGCGUGGCGAUUGGAUACACCAUUGCUUCGGCUACAAGCAUGAUGGCAAUAAAGAGAUCAAAUUGCUUCCACAAGAGCAGAGGCAAGAAUCCAUGCCGAAUGAACAGCAACCCGUACAUGAUCGCAUUCGGAGUCGUGGAGAUCAUAUUCUCGCAGAUUCCAGACUUCGAUCAGCUCUGGUGGCUGUCCAUUCUCGCCGCCGUCAUGUCUUUCACCUACUCCUCCGUCGGUCUCGCCCUCGGCAUCGCCAAAGUCGCGGAAAAUGGGAAAUGGAGAGGGAGUCUGACUGGGAUUAGCGUUGGGAGAGUGACGGAGACACAGAAGGUUUGGAGAAGCUUUCAAGCUCUUGGAGACAUCGCCUUCGCCUACUCUUACUCCAUCAUCCUCAUUGAGAUUCAGGACACAUUGAAAUCUCCACCGGCGGAGGAGAAGACAAUGAAGAAGGCGACGCUCGUAAGCGUGGGAGUGACGACGUUGUUCUACAUGCUGUGCGGUUGCAUGGGUUACGCCGCAUUCGGAGACAUGUCCCCUGCCAACCUCUUGACCGGUUUCGGUUAUUACAACCCUUUCUGGCUCCUUGACGUCGCCAAUGCGGCCAUCGUGGUUCACCUUGUCGGGGCGUACCAAGUCUAUUGCCAGCCCUUGUUUGCCUUCGUCGAGAAGCAAGCUUCGGCUAGGUUUCCCGGCAACGAGUUCAUCGCAAAGGAGAUCAAAAUCCCCGUCCCGGGCUUCAAACCCUACAACCUUAACCUCUUCAGGUUGAUAUGGAGGACGGCUUUUGUGAUCAUAACAACCGUCAUCUCGAUGCUUCUACCGUUCUUCAACGACGUGGUGGGACUGCUCGGGGCAUUAGGGUUUUGGCCGUUGACGGUGUAUUUCCCGGUGGAGAUGUACAUCGAGCAGAAGAAGAUACCCCGAUGGAGCACGAGAUGGGUUUGCCUCCAAGUCUUCAGCUCUGCCUGCCUGGUCGUGACGGUCGCAGCGGCUGCUGGCUCUGUUGCCGGAGUUGUUCUCGAUCUCAAAUCCUACAAGCCGUUCCGAACCGAUUACUGAAACUUUCUGUUCGGUCCGAAUUCGACGACGGGAUCAAGAACAUGUCCACCAGUUGUCCGAAAGAACUUUGCAGAUAAAACAGCAGAGGCUGUUUUUGUUUCUCUUUUUCUUCCCUUUGAUGCGUGUGAUAUCUAUCUGAUGCAGAAUGGGCAAAGAAUAGAAGCAAAAUGUGCGUAUCUAACUUAAUGGAUAGAACUUAGAGA
This is a messenger RNA of Tarenaya hassleriana, 1987 nucleotides long. RefSeq names its product amino acid permease 3. Gene Ontology annotation, cellular component: plasma membrane. The transcript is spliced from 7 exons. NCBI's taxonomy places the organism in Eukaryota, Viridiplantae, Streptophyta, Magnoliopsida, Brassicales, Cleomaceae. The record is from RefSeq and is a predicted model, not a curated record. Bases 342 to 1784 code for a protein of 480 amino acids.